Molecule: messenger RNA, 3601 nt
Organism: Tyto alba (common barn owl)
Lineage: Eukaryota; Metazoa; Chordata; Aves; Strigiformes; Tytonidae
Product: aryl hydrocarbon receptor nuclear translocator
Exons: 25
Coding region: 305-2734 (809 amino acids)
Biological process (GO): regulation of transcription by RNA polymerase II
Cellular component (GO): cytoplasm; transcription regulator complex; aryl hydrocarbon receptor complex
Molecular function (GO): protein dimerization activity; DNA-binding transcription factor activity, RNA polymerase II-specific; RNA polymerase II cis-regulatory region sequence-specific DNA binding
Source: RefSeq, a predicted model, not a curated record
GGGGCGGAGCCAGAGGCGCUUAAAGGGGCAGCGCCCUGGGAAAGGCUCGAUGCUGCCACCUAAAGGAAGGUGGAGGUCGGGACGGCGCUGUAGGGAUCCACGAUGAGCUUGGCGCACCGCACCAUCAUGGCCAGGAGGAAGAGGCACAUGAGGACCACGAAGGCCACGGCAAAGCCCUUGUCCAGGUCGACGGCCGGCGGUGCCGUGGCGUUCUCCAUGCGGGCGGCCCUCAGGACCCCUCACUCCCAGCUGCAUUAGGUGCAACGAGCUUGGCUGACCUCCGGCAAGACAGACGCUGGCUGGGAUGGGAAGCAGGACAGGAGGAAAAACCACCGAAAUGGCAUCAGAUGUUUCCUCGCUGGGUGCAGCCGUCGGCUCUGGGAACCCUGGACCGGGUGCACAAGCUGGAGGAGCCAUUGUUCAGAGACCCAGCAAGAGGCGUCCUGGGCUUGAUUUUGAUGAUGAUGGAGAAGGGAACAGUAAAUUCCUCAGAUGCGAUGAUGAUCCGAUGCCAAAUGAUAAAGAGAGAUUUGCCAGGUCUGAUGAUGAACAGAGUUCAGCGGAUAAGGAGAGACUUGCCAGGGAAAAUCACAGCGAGAUUGAACGUAGGCGAAGGAACAAGAUGACUGCCUACAUCACGGAGCUGUCCGACAUGGUGCCCACCUGCAGUGCCCUGGCCCGCAAACCGGACAAGCUCACCAUCUUGCGCAUGGCUGUCUCUCACAUGAAGUCCCUGCGUGGCACAGGCAAUACCUCCACUGACGGCACCUACAAACCCUCCUUUCUCACCGACCAGGAACUCAAACACCUGAUCCUAGAGGCAGCCGACGGCUUUCUGUUCAUCGUGUCCUGUGAGACCGGGAGGGUGGUCUAUGUCUCCGAUUCGGUGACUCCUGUCCUGAACCAGCCCCAGUCCGAGUGGUUUGGCAGCACCCUCUAUGACCAGGUGCACCCAGAUGACGUGGGCAAGCUGAGGGAGCAGCUCUCCACAUCAGAGAAUGCACUGACAGAAGGAACCAAACCCUGGUGCCUUUCUAACAAGGAUCCUGCAGCCCCCCCUGAGAAUGCAUCUAAAGGUCGCAUCCUAGAUUUGAAGACGGGCACUGUCAAGAAGGAAGGCCAGCAGUCCAUGAGGAUGUGUAUGGGCUCACGGAGAUCUUUCAUCUGCCGAAUGAGGUGUGGCAACAGCUCGGUGGAUCCGGUCUCUGUAAACCGUCUCAGCUUUAUGAGGAAUCGCUGCAGGAAUGGCUUAGGUGCUGCAAAAGAUGGCGAACCUCACUACGUUGUGGUGCACUGCACGGGUUACAUAAAAGCCUGGCCCCCCGCAGGUGUUUCACUGCCUGAUGAUGACCCGGACGCUGGCCAGGGCAGCAAGUUUUGCCUCGUGGCUAUUGGCAGGCUCCAGGUCACCAGCUCACCCAACUGCACAGACAUGAACAAUGUUUGUCAGCCAACAGAGUUCAUCUCCCGACACAACACCGAAGGCAUUUUUACCUUCAUAGAUCACCGAUGUGUGGCUACGGUUGGCUACCAGCCACAGGAACUUCUGGGGAAGGACAUUGUGGAUUUCUGCCACCCGGAAGACCAACAGCUUUUGCGGGACAGCUUUCAGCAGGUGGUGAAGUUAAAAGGCCAGGUUCUGUCAGUCAUGUUCCGAUUCCGAUCCAAAAACCGGGAAUGGCUCUGGAUGAGAACCAGCUCCUUUACCUUCCAGAACCCCUACUCGGAUGAAAUUGAGUACAUCAUCUGUACCAACACCAACGUCAAGAACUCGAACCAGGAGUCUCGGCCUGCCCUGUCAAACUCAAUGCAGAGGCCCCAGCUGGGGCAGAGUGUCAGCCUUCCCCUGGAGAUGGGCACGGCACAGCUGCCCUCAAGGCAGCAGCAGCCUCCACAACAGACAGAGCUGGAAGUGGUCCCAGGAAGAGAGAGCCUGUCUGGUUACGACCACUCACAGGUUCCCGUUCAGCCUGUGACUGCUGCCGGCCCAGAGCACAGCAAGCCCUUGGAGAAGGCAGAGAGCCUUUUUAAUCAGGAGCGGGACCCCAGGUUCAGCGAAAUCUACAGCAGUAUCAGCACAGACCAGAACAAAGCCAUUCCCGCCAGCACAGUGCCUGCCAACCAGCCCCUCUUUACGCAGGGAAACACUUUCACCCCAGCACGACCUGCCGAGAACUUCAGGAGCAGCAGCAUGGUGCCUCCUGUGAACAUUAUUCAGCAGCAGCCCUCAUCAGCGGGCCGGAUCUUGGCACAGAUUUCACGCCACUCCAACCCAGCUCAGGUCAGCGGAACCAGCUGGGCUGCAGGGACACGGCCGGCGUUCACACCCCAGCAAGUGGCAUCCCAGACGGUGAAGACUCGGCCCUCUUCCUUCAGCAUGGGGACUUUCCAAGGCACCCCGUCCUCCUUCAGCCCCAUGACAGCACCUGGCUCUACGGCUUCUCCUACGGGGGCUGCUUACCCAAACCUCGCCAGCCGUGGCACGGGCUUCACCGCGGAGGCAGCGCAGACCCCGGCCCCGUUCCAGACGCGGGCGACCGAAGGCGUGGGGAUGUGGCCACAGUGGCAAGGACAGCACCACGGCCCGGCGUCCGGGGAGCAACACGUGCAGCAGCCGCAGCCAAGCCAGCCUGAGGUCUUCUCAGACAUGCUGACAAUGCUGGGAGACCAAGGACCCAACUACAACAAUGAAGAGUUCCCAGAGUUGAAUAUAUUCCCUUCUUUUUCAGAAUAAAAUAAGCCCUAAGGGGGGGGAAGCAAAUUAUAGCUCUAUAUAAUAUCCACGUGUAAAGGAAAACACCUAAGUCUUUUUUUUCAAAGACUGCUGAACUUUCUGGACCCUUCCCGCCUUCCGGAGGCGAAGCUCUGCCUGACGGCCCGGAGGAGGGACGGUGGCCCGGCAGGAGGAUGUCGUGGGUUUGGGCACCUCCUCGGUGGGGGGCUCCUCGCCCGGAGGCUUCAGGACUGGAGUGCUGCGCCAGCAGCCGCGCUCACCGACCGGAGGCCCCGUGUUCCCGGAGCCGCUCGCCGGCGGUUCUCGCCCGGCACGCUGGGUCGCUUGGAGGGAUUCCCGUCUGGGUUGCAGACGGCCCCUCCGAACUCGUAAGGUGGCUUUGACUUGUUUGUAUUUCAGCCUUCUAUACCGUGACUCUUUUUCUAUAAAACACAAAGUAUUGUAACUUUUCAAAUAUCGGAAGGAACUCUUCCCAGCGUUCCCCCCCCCCCGUGUGAGGCGGGUCUGGAGGGCGCUCGUGUAAGAAUCCUUGUCGUAAGGCGGCUUUCUCGGUGGCGGGAGCCUGGCUGCCUCUGGAGGGUUGUGUUCGUGUCCCUGGCCCGAGGUGCUUUGUUUAGAGGUUCCCACGCCGGCGUGUGUUUGGAGGCCGAUCUCUUCUGUGAACUGUGCCGUGAACACGGGCCUCUGGCCGCUGAGACCGAGGAACCGCCUCGGGGCCCAGUCAGCCGUCCGAGCGGCGGGAUAAUUACAAGCCGUAACAAUAUUAUCUACGUAGCUUUGUUCGAGGCAUCAGCUUUGUGGCUGAUGGUUUCUGUGCUGCCGUGAACCAGUGCUUCAACAGGCUUUUUGUCAGCUUAUGAUGGGGGG